Molecule: messenger RNA, 956 nt
Organism: Magnolia sinica
Lineage: Eukaryota; Viridiplantae; Streptophyta; Magnoliopsida; Magnoliales; Magnoliaceae
Product: probable calcium-binding protein CML23
Exons: 2
Coding region: 177-698 (173 amino acids)
Molecular function (GO): calcium ion binding
Source: RefSeq, a predicted model, not a curated record
GAUUCUUACCAAAGGGUUUCCGCGCUCCAAAAUCUAUAAAAAGGCCUCUCCUCAUUCUCCAAAUUCCAGAGCAUUCAAAAUCUGCUUCGUUCGUGCCGAGAGAUUUGUAGAGGUUUCCAGAACCCGGGGAUUUCCCGAUUCUCAGUUGUUGAGUCUUUGCCGAUUUCGAUCUCAACAUGAAGAAAUCGUCUUCCAAGAACUCGAUUUCCUCGCAGGAUUCCUCAACCCUUCCGUCAUCGUUGGCCCCCCUCGCCCUCCAAAUCCACCGCUCCGGCGAUCUGCGCCUCGUCUUCGACAAAUACGAUUCGAACGGAGAUGGGAAGAUCUCGUCGGCAGAACUGGAAUCGAUGCUUCGUUCCUUUGGCAGCUCGGACCCCGUCGAGGAGGCCGAAUCCAUGGUGAGAGCGGCCGACUUGGACGGAGAUGGGUACAUUAGCUUGGAAGAGUUCUUGUCUGUCAAUGUGGCGGAAAAGGAUUCUAGCAAGUGUCUGGAAGAUUUGAGGAACGCCUUUGAUUUGUUUGAUCAUGACAAGAACGGGCUGAUUUCGGCGGAAGAGCUGCACCAUGUUAUGCUAGCGAUCGGGGAGAAGGCGUCAUUGAACGAUUGUCAGCAGAUGAUUAAGGGCAUUGAUCAGAAUGGCGACGGGGCUGUGAAUUUCGAUGAGUUUUUGCGGAUGAUGACCCAGUCGGCUACUUGAUUUCUUUCUUUUUGUAGCCCGAUUGUCUUCUUGAUUUCUUUCUUUUUGUGGAUGAUGGCUCGAUCAUCUGCUUGAUUUCUUUCUUUCAUCUGGCUUGAUUUCUUUCUUUCAUCUGGCUUGAUUUCUUUUCUUUUUAUGGAUGAUGACUCGAUUGGCAGGUUGAUUUCUUUCUUUUUGUGGAUGAUGAUCCGAUCGUUUGCGUGGUUUCCAAUACAAACAUUGCCAUUGAUAUCUGAAUUGGAUAUACUCUUUGAUGAA